Molecule: messenger RNA, 1638 nt
Organism: Bombus pyrosoma
Lineage: Eukaryota; Metazoa; Arthropoda; Insecta; Hymenoptera; Apidae
Gene: JMJD4
Product: 2-oxoglutarate and iron-dependent oxygenase JMJD4
Exons: 4
Coding region: 213-1472 (419 amino acids)
Biological process (GO): negative regulation of gene expression; protein hydroxylation; positive regulation of translational termination
Cellular component (GO): cytoplasm; nucleus
Molecular function (GO): sequence-specific DNA binding; histone H4R3 demethylase activity
Source: RefSeq, a predicted model, not a curated record
UCAAGGUAGUUUUUAAUUAGUUUCGUGACAUUGUAUCCAUUCAAAAAAAAGUGUCGUAAUUUUUUAAAAACAGCUAUACAUCAUUGUCGAUUUCUAUAUUUUAAUGUGUACCUAUAUAUGUAUAUAUAUGUGUAUACAUGGAUAUGUAUAUAUAUGAAAAAAUUAUAAUGAAGUUCGCUUAUUGUUAAAUUUAAUUCAAGUAAAAGUGCGCGAUGGUACAAGAAGUCGAAGUUCAAGACAGGAGGUUAUUUGUUAACAAAAAGACAACCAUAAUCGAUUGGAUUGAUUAUGUUGAUGCAUCGAUAACGUACGAUGACUUCUUUUCGAAAUAUUUAAUGGAGAAUAAACCGUGUAUUUUUAAAUCGAAUAUAACUGAAAAUUGGUCCUGUAAAAGACAAUGGAAUCUAGAUGGUGCACCGGAUUUCGACGUCCUUGAUAUAUCGUUUGGAGAUUGUAUAGUACCAGUUGCAGAUUGUAAAAAAAGAUAUUACAAUUCACAGUCUAAAGAUGAUAUGAAAAUGAAAGAUUACUUAGAUUAUUGGAUGGAUUAUGCAAAAAACAAUUAUUCAGAUUCUAUGGCGCUUUUGUACUUAAAGGACUGGCACUGUCAGAAAUUAUUCCCCAAUGCUCCUAUGUAUACAGUUCCUGAGUAUUUUGCAUCCGACUGGCUAAAUGAAUAUUACAUGGCACAUCCUGAUUUAAAUGAUGAUUAUAGAUUUGUAUAUAUGGGUCCAAAAGGAACAUGGACACCAUUGCAUGCAGAUGUAUUUGGAUCAUACAGUUGGUCUGCUAAUAUAGUUGGAAAGAAACGUUGGUUACUUUUCCCUCCAGGUCAAGAAGAUUUUCUUAGAGAUAUACAUGGUCAAUUAAUAUAUGAUGCAACAUCCAAAGAACUUGAAAACUAUGCUGUAUAUAAGGCCUAUGAUAAGCGAUCGAUAAAAUAUAUUGAUGUAAUUCAGAAGGAAGGUGAAAUUAUAUUUGUACCAUCUGGCUGGCACCAUCAAGUUUGGAAUAUAGAGGAUACAAUUUCUCUCAAUCAUAAUUGGAUCAAUGGUUGUAAUAUUAUAAAUGUGUGGCAUGGAUUAAAAAAGGAAUUAAACUCUGUAAUGAAAGAAGUUAGUGACUGUAAAGAUAUGAGCAAUUGGGCAGAACAGUGUCAAUUAAUAUUGAAAUCAACAUAUGGAAUGGAUUAUAACUUAUUCUUUAAUUUUCUGACAUUUAUAGCUAAACGUCGUUUAAGCAUGGUUUUAAAAAAAGAGGAUGUAAUUACCUUUAAUAGAUAUAAACUCGGAUUUAGCCAUUGCGUAUUCGAUCUCCAUUCAAUAAAAUUGACAUUGAUAGACUUUAUUAAUGAUAUGGAAGAGAAAUCUAUUUAUUAUUUAAUUUGUGAAAAACAGCAAGCCCAUAAAUUGUUGAACAAGCUGUUAUUAUUUUUUCAAUCAUAUGACUCAACCGAACACUCAUCUACAUGAUAAAAGACAAAAAAAUUAAAAAUGAAAUAAGAAAAUAAAAAUCUUGUUUCUGUUUAUAUAAAUGUAAAUAUUAUGAUGUAAAUAAUGUAAUACAUAUAAUCAACAAAUUUUUAUAUAAAUCUGUAAAUAUUGAAUAUGAGCAACCACGUAAUUUUUAAGAACAAAA